AUGUAUCUCGACAAUACGUGUAACAUAAGCCAAACUUCUUUCGCCAUUAAGUUCAAACCAGAAUUUUCCUCCGGUGUUCUGAUAUUAUUGGGUGUUCUCAUGGCAUUGUUAGCCCUCAUUACAGUUCUUGGAAAUGCUUUGGUCAUCCUGGCUUUUGUUGUGGACAAGAAUCUGAGAUAUCGGAGUAAUUAUUUCUUUCUAAAUCUUGCUAUUUCUGAUGUUGCAGUGGGUGCAUUCUCUAUCCCUGUGUAUAUCCCAUACAUCCUAACAGGAACAUGGCAUUUAGGAAAAGUCUUCUGUAAACUCUGGCUUAUUGUAGAUUCUCUCAUGUGCUCGGCUUCAUCGUUUAAUAUUGUUCUUAUCAGCUAUGAUCGGUUCCUAUCGGUCAGCAACGCUGUGUAUUACAGAAGUCAUCAGACAAUGACUUCAAAGGCUGUUGUUUUACUGGUAGCAAUCUGGGUUUUUGCAUUUUUACUUGAUGGCCCAGCAAUAAUCAUUUGGGAAUAUGUGGUUGCCUGCAGCAGUAUGCGUGAUGGAGAGUGUUAUCCUGAAUUCAUCUCCAACUGGUAUAUUUCCAUGUGCAUUUCAGCCUUGGGGUCAUUUAUACCUUUAUUCUUUGUAGCUUAUUUCAACCUGCGUAUCUUCCAGACCAUACAAAAGCACAAGAGAAACAGCUCUGUACAGUUGUCAAAUUCUCCAAAGGGCAAGAGACAGCCAUGGAGACUUUGCACUUUGUUGAAAAAAAGAAUGCCUUCUCCUGAUUUAGAAACAAAGGACAGUGUUUCUGCAUCCUCAGGAAUACAGAAUCAGUCACUGGCACUUGACAGUUCAAAUCUAUCUCAAAUCCAUUCAAUAAUCUCUGAAAAUGAUGACUUGGGUUCUUAUAGAAAAAAGACUCAGUCCAAACCACAGAGACAUAAAAACAUUGCAAAACCACUUUCCAUAAUUGUUUGUAUCUUUACUAUUUGUUGGGCACCAUAUUCAUUCCUUACACUUAUUCGUGUAGCCUGCAGUGGAACAUGUGUGUCUGACUCUUUGCAUGAAGCUACAUUUUGGCUUUUGUGGAUCAAUUCAUCUGUGAACCCUUUUCUCUACUCUCUCUAUCAUGUUAAGUUUCGAAGGGCUUUCAUCAAAAUGUUAUGCCCCCAAAAGCUUGUGGGACUAAGUCAAUCAUCCUCUUCUUAG
This is a messenger RNA of Alligator sinensis (Chinese alligator), 1185 nucleotides long. RefSeq names its product histamine H3 receptor-like. NCBI's taxonomy places the organism in Eukaryota, Metazoa, Chordata, Crocodylia, Alligatoridae. Gene Ontology annotation, cellular component: membrane. Gene Ontology annotation, molecular function: histamine receptor activity. The transcript is spliced from 3 exons. Bases 1 to 1185 code for a protein of 394 amino acids. The record is from RefSeq and is a predicted model, not a curated record. Gene Ontology annotation, biological process: adenylate cyclase-activating adrenergic receptor signaling pathway.